This is a messenger RNA of Kluyveromyces marxianus DMKU3-1042, 2535 nucleotides long. RefSeq lists its product as uncharacterized. Bases 1 to 2535 code for a protein of 844 amino acids. Gene Ontology annotation, molecular function: carbohydrate binding; peptide-N4-(N-acetyl-beta-glucosaminyl)asparagine amidase activity. Lineage: Eukaryota; Fungi; Ascomycota; Saccharomycetes; Saccharomycetales; Saccharomycetaceae. The transcript has a single exon. The record is from RefSeq and is a predicted model, not a curated record. Gene Ontology annotation, cellular component: cytosol; nucleus. Gene Ontology annotation, biological process: carbohydrate metabolic process; protein quality control for misfolded or incompletely synthesized proteins; glycoprotein catabolic process.
AUGUAUGGAUACUGGAUUUUGUUAAUUGGCUGGUUGGUUGUGCAGCUGGUGCAAGGAUUAGUGAUAUUAAGAGAAGGUAUUCUCGACCAUUUGUCGAACGAUUUAUUGAAGAUAACACAAAGCUAUUACCAUCAGAAUGAGGGAGAAGAUCGGACAGAGGAGUUGGAAUUAGGAAUUGAGUAUUAUGGGAAAUCUGGGAAUGGGAAGGAACCCGGUAGUAGAUUUGGGAAGCAGUUUGGCGGAGAGUAUGGGUUUGUGAAAUGGGUAGAUGUGUUUUAUGGGACGUUUGAAGGGCACACGUUUCCUGGGACUGCAGUUCCGUUUAGCAUGUGCAAGAUGGGGGUUGAUGUUGUUAAUUCGAGGAAGGGGGAUGCGUAUGCUGGGUGGCAGCCCGAUGGGGAUGUUGUUGGGGUGUCUAUGCUCCAUGAGUCAGGGACUGGCGGGGCACCUACGUAUGGGAUUGUGUCGCAGUUGCCUAUGAUGGGUUCAAGUGCAGCGGAGGUUGAUGUUUCUGAGCACAUAAUGUUCAAGCGGAGUCGGGCAGAUGUAGCUCAUGUUGGGUAUUACGAUGUUGCGUUGGAGAAUGGGGUGGAGAUUGAGUUUUCGUCGAUGGACCGGUCCGGGUUGUACCAGUACACGUUUCCAGAGGUUGAAGGUGAGAAGCCGAUCGUUAUGGUGAACGUGUCGCAGCAUUUGCACUGUUUCGGGCGUCCGUGGUGGACGCAGAAUUUCCGGGGCGGGUUCAUCAAGGUGGAUUCGAAUAUGAAGUCGUACCAUGGACGUGUGACGAUUGGUGGUGGAUGGACCGAUCGCAGCGAUUAUACGAUCAGCUUUUAUGGUGAGUUUGACAAGCCAGCGCGCCGGGUGGUGUCCUUUAGGAACGGCAAGAAGUUAUCAGGGCUACGGACGAUGUACUCGCGGACCGGGGUGUCUGACAUUGGGGUUUUGUUUGAGUUCGAUGAGGGUACGACGUUGUUAAAGAGCCAUGUUGGGAUCAGUUCUAGCAAAAGGAACGGGUUCAAAGUUGCCAAGCAGAACUUGUUGAACGACUACCCCACGGAGGAAGCCAGGUUCAACUUGACGUGGUCCGUAGAGCAUGCUUUGGCACUGUGGAACGACAAGGUUUUCGACAAGGUGGUCUUGGAUACGAGUGUAGAGGAUCCGAUCCUUGUGUCGAAGUUGUACAAUUCGCUCUAUGGGACGCACUUGAUGCCCUCGAACAAAAGCGGCGCGGAUGCGCCCUGGAAGGGCGACGAGCCAUACUACGACGACUGGUUCACGUUAUGGGACACGUUCCGGUGUCUACAUCCGUUGAUCAACAUUAUGUCGCAGGAUUACGGCGCAGAGAUGGUGCGUUCGUUGAUCAACAUCUGGGAAGAAGAAGGUUUCACGCCGGAUGGGAGGUCUGGGGACCGGUCUGGCCGGACCCAGGGCGGUAGCAACUCCGAUGUGAUGAUGGCGGAUGCGUUUGUGAAGAACAUCACGGAGGGGAUCGACUGGGAGAAGGGGUUCCAGGCGAUGUACACGAAUGCCGAGGUGGAACCACCGUACGUGGAAGACCCAAUGGCGAACGAUUCUACGAACAAGUUCGGGCGUGGUGCGUUGAAAGAGUGGCUAUCGCUUGGGUACGUGACCAGAAACUACUCGAGAAGCGUUACCAGGACGAUGGAGUACUCGUACAACGAUUUUUCGUUGUACAUGGUCGCCAAAGGGCUUGGCAAAAACGAGUUGGCCAAGCGGUACCUUGCGAGAUCGAAGAACUGGCGGAACAUAUGGAACCCUGAGGCACGCAGCGUGAAUGUGCAGUAUAACUACACUGGGUUUGUGCAACCAAGGAACGCUGACGGUACGUUUGCCAGUGAGAAGUACGAUCCAUUCUCAUGUUUCGGGUGUUACUGGCGCGAUGACGAGUACGAGGGCAAGCCCGUGGAGUACGGCUGGACCGUUCCCUUUGACAUGGGCACGCUAUUGGAAUACAUUGGAUCCCGGGAGACGUUUGAGAGGCGGUUGGACGACAUGUACAAGCUCAAUGGCCACGAGAACGUGGUUGACAUUGGGAACGAGCCGAGUUUCCUCACGCCGUACUUGUACACGUACAUCAACAAGCAGGACAAGACGUCUGAGCUAGUGAACUGGAUCAUUGACACUAAGUUCAAGAGCGGGUGCGAUGGGCUACCGGGGAACUCUGACGCCGGGGCGAUGCAGGCAUGGCUUACGUUUGCGCUCUAUGGGUUCUAUCCGAUUGCCGGUACAGAUAUAUACAUUUUAACGAGUCCCAAGUUUUCUCGUGUAGUGCUCCAAAGGAUGCCGAAUGUGCCUGACGUGCACAUUGUGGCGCACGACUUGUACAAGGACGGUGGAAUAGUGCGUAGCAACUAUAUUCGUGAAGUAGUGUUGAAUGGGGAACGGUUGAACCGGAGUUGGUUCAGACACGACGAGUUGUUUGGACAAGGGGGCACGCUUGAGUUUUACAUGAGCGAUGUUCCGUUGGGAUGGGACCAUGCGGCGCAGACGCCGCCAAUGGGGUGGGAGUAG